Messenger RNA from Dothidotthia symphoricarpi CBS 119687, 1230 nucleotides. Its product is annotated as NAD(P)-binding protein. NCBI's taxonomy places the organism in Eukaryota, Fungi, Ascomycota, Dothideomycetes, Pleosporales, Dothidotthiaceae. The record is from RefSeq and is a predicted model, not a curated record. The coding region runs from base 285 to 1223 and encodes 312 amino acids. The transcript is spliced from 2 exons.
UCUCGAUCAAGAUUGAUGAAUAUCGAUCGCUGAAAGCAUGUCCAACUGGGCCUUGCAUGGCGUCAAAUACUCGAUACUAUUGGCGUACAAAUAGCUCAUCUUGACCAGACAUCGGAGGCAUCACGAUUGUACCUCUAAGACCGCGAGGGACCUCUUAUCUCCGCCCGAGUGCCAUUCAUACGCAUGCUUAGCCUGAAAAUGUAACGCCUUUGAUUCGAACACCCACCUCUGCUUCCAUAUCUCGAUCAGGUUUGUAACAUUUUGAUCGAGAAGAUCCUCUCACAAUGUCCAGACAGCUCCUCGCAAUUUUUGGUGCUACGGGAAACCAGGGUUUCUCCAUCGCAAACUUUGUCCUCAAUGAUCGAGAACUCGCUCAGCGUUACAACGUGCGCGCUGUAUCUCGCGACAUCUCGAAUUCCAAGAUGCAGGAGCUCAAGUCCAAAGGCGCAGAGCUUGCCCAAGCAGACCUCAACGACCCAAAAACACUCCCAUCCGCCUUGAAAGAUGUCACGCACACUUUCUUCAUGACAACAACGCAGUACCAAGGCGGUACGCGCGAGAUCGAGACCCGUCAAGCGAAAGAUUUCUGUGCCGCGGCCAUGGAAGCGGGCGUCCAGUACAUAAUAUUCAGCUCUAUGUCGCACCCAUUCGAAAUCUCGGACGGGAAGCUCAAGAACGUGGAGCACUUUGACGUCAAAGCUGAGAUCGAAGAGUACAUCCGCAGUCUACCUAUCAAGGCCGCUUUCUUUGCCCCAGGAUCGUUCAUGCAAAACCUCCAGAACCACAUGAAACCACGGCCCUCGCCAGCAAACGACGGGACGUUUGUCCUAGCAAACUGCGGGCAUGGAUACACCGCACUGCCGUUGAUCGACAUCACAGAUACAGGUAGAUGGGUGGGCGCCAUCCUUGCAGAUCCCGACAAAUAUGAAGGCAAGUUCUUUGCCGCGGCGGAGGGCUUGUACACGAUGGACGAGACGGCUGCGAUCGUCAGUAAGGUUACGGGGAAAACGGUCAGACAUCAUCAGUUGCCGGAUGAGGUGUUUAGAGGGUUCAUGCCUGGGCCUCUGGGAGACGCGCUAUUCGAGAUGCACGUAUUCAUGAGGGAUUAUGGAUACUAUGGCAAGAGCAUGAAGGAAGAUGUUGAUUGGGCAAGGAAACAGUCAAAAGGUGAAUUGAGGGGGUUGGAGAAGUUCUUGCGGGCGCAAGAAUAUUCGUUGGAGUGAUUUGAUG